AUGGCGGCAUCUAUGAAAAGAGUAUCCACAGGGACAGUCGUGACACCACUUGCGCCUUCAUCUAAGAUUGAAGUACAAUACCCAGCUGAUUGGUUCAAGUCGAAUCCGGAUCAAAAACCCAAGCUGAAAUAUUAUAAAGAAAUGGAAGCGGAUGAGGAUUGGAAAUCAUAUGGCUUAGUUAUAUGCAAAGCUGGAAAUAAGUGCAAUCCGUUCAGUAUGGUCGAACUCCAAGAAGAACAAGAGACAGCAAACCACGAUUCAAAGCCAGCAGCCGAGGAUGACUAUGCAUGGAUGGCUACGUAUCUACUUGGCAUUUACAGGUUGGUAAGGGCCACAGAACAAGACUAUCGUUCAACCCUCUGCGAGCGCAUUAAUGACCAAAUGAAGAGUUUCAAAUCGACAGCCGGCAGCCUGACUGACGUCGUGGCCGAAUUCUCCAACUGGAUAAAUGAUGCAACAUAUCUGAAGAUAGUAGCGUGCGUUGACAUGUUCUACAAUCGAUUUCCAAAGGCGCCACUUGCAGCCGUCAGAGUUAUUUGUUUUGAAGCAGGGCGUUGUCCCUUUCUCCGCCGAUGUUUUGUAAACUGUUCUUUCAACAAUAGAAGUUUUACCAUUUCCGAAGGCCCCACCGAAAGUCGAGAAACAAUUGAAAUGUGUAGGAUUUUGACUGAUACACCUGAGAAAGUGGAAUUAGAAGCAGAACAAGCAGGGCGUGACAAAAAAGCUUCAAGUGUGAAGAAUAAUUUUACCAAAAAAAAGAAAACUGAGAAAAGAAAUAGAAAGUUAAAACAGUUAAAGGGUGACAGUUCCGAAGAUGAACAGGUGUGGGAAGCCAGUGACGAUAGCCUAGAUGACAUCGAUCCAUUUUCAGUUUCUUCAAACGACUUUGAAGUGGAGACGGAUGAUUUUUUUGAAGUGUGCACCCCUUAA
Molecule: messenger RNA, 930 nt
Organism: Brassicogethes aeneus
Lineage: Eukaryota; Metazoa; Arthropoda; Insecta; Coleoptera; Nitidulidae
Source: the annotation of a GenBank genome assembly